UAAAAAUACCCUUCUGUGUAUUGCCUUGACUUUAGGGUGUUGCUCAUAUAAUAAGUUUAAGUUACUGUUUUUGCCUUUCAGUGGGAAAAACAUUGUUGCCAAGGGAUAGCAAACUAUUGAAGAAGAGCUGGCCAGGAUAAGUGUAACAAUUUCAUGUAAUUUGCACCAUUUAAGGCAAUGGAAGUACUUCCAGAACUCUAUGACAUUUUCCAAGGAGAGGUUGCUUCUGUGACAGAAUAUGGAGCAUUUAUAAAAAUUCCAGGAACAAGGAAACAAGGCCUUGUACACAAAAGUCAUAUGUCAAGCUGCCGAGUGGACAAGCCCUCAGAGAUGGUAGAUGUUGGAGAAAAAGUGUGGGUGAAGCUAAUAGGAAAAGAGAAGAAAGAUGACAAGCUGAAAUUAUCUCUUUCAAUGAAGGUAGUUAAUCAAGGAACUGGAAAGGACCUGGACCCUAACAAUGUUGCUCUUGAGCAAGAUGCACGGAAGAAGCGCUCCUUCAAAGACUACACCAGCCAGAAGAUCACUCUAGAAGCAGUGCUGAACACAGUUUGCAAAAAGUGUGGUUGCCCAGGCCAUUUUGCAAAAGAUUGCUUCAUGCAGCCAGGGGGAACCAAGUACACUCUUAUACCAGAGGAAGAAGAAAUCCCUCCAGAAGAUGAAAAGAAGGUAUAUCAAUCAGAAGUGUCUGUAAAGAAGAAGAAAAAGGAAAAAAAGAAAAGGAAGAAAGACAAGAGUAAGAGUAAGAGUCCUUCUGAAUCGGAGGAUUCCGUCUGUGGUGAUUCAGGCAGUCAGCCAGCCAGGAAGAAAACAAAAUGGACUAAAAAAGCCAGUUCAUCCCAGAAGAGAAAGAAAAAGAAGCACCAUAAGAAGAAGCACAAGGAAUGAGAUGACAGAGAGCAGGCAGUGCUAACACAGCACAUGCCUCCCACCCCUCUGGCCUGCUGGAAUCAUUUGGGCAAAGGAACAACUGAGCCAGGAAGAUUUAGCAUCAAAACAAAAGGUUUUCCUUCUUUACCUUGUUGUUUCCUUUAGGUUUUCACAAGGAUUUCCCUUAUGGUCCCCUAAAGAAAGAAAGGAGCCAGCUGCAGUUGCGCCUUCCCUGUCCCAGAUGUUGCACUUCUCAUUCUUCACUUUUUUCUUCUGGGCAAGGUGCCAGGGCUACAGCCAGUUCCUCUGAAACAAUCCUGAGCUAUCCGCCAGAAGCACGUGUCAUCCACAAUCAGUGCCGUUUCCUUAGACAGGAUGACAGCGGUGCAUUGAUUCGACAUCUGCCGUUUAUUCUUUGCACACCAGGGAACAGUGGGCAUAUUCGAUAUGCUGAUUGGUGCAGAACAAAUCACUCCACCCCAUCUGACCAUCCCAUUUGUCUGCAGUCCCGAAGGAGGGAACAUUGACCAAAAAUGGCACACUCGGAUUCGAAAACAGAAAGUGAGCCAAGUGGUUAAUCCAAGUUACAAAGUAAAGCUCCCUCCCUUUUUUUCCUUAUGACUUAAUCCAUUUAUUUUGGUCAACAAAGACAGCUGGUUGCUUUAAUAGAGGUCUUGUCUUCAUUCUAUUGGAAUCAAAAUAGUCUUCAGGGCAUAAUUAUUUACAGAUUUUAUUCCCUUCUCUAUUAAUCUCCUAUCUACAUGACUGGUUUGUUUAUUUCAGGUAGGACCUAUGUUUCUGCAGUACAGGAAUUGCAAGACAGCAUAGGUAGGAUGAGCAGGUUGCCAUCUUUCAAGCAUCUCAGCAUCUCAGACCUGCUUGGUUUCAGUAAGCUCAUUGUAUCAUAUGCAUUCAAAUAGUAUCUGGAUCCUUAGUGCUUUUCAGCCAUGCAUUGGUUUCUACCGUUGUUCUGAGUGCCUGAGAACAAUAAUUACCAAGACUUACCCAUGCCCAUGAUUAAAUGCUUUUCUUGUUGGCCCCUAGAAAUUGUCUUUAGCUGUCCUAGCUUCCUGCAGUCACUAAACAUCACUUCAGUGCUGUUUAUCGGUUUGAUUUCUAGAUAGCCUUUAGUUCCUGCAAGGGAUCCCCAAGGCAGCUUAAAAGGGCAGGUUUGUGUCAUGCUAAGCCACCCUGUUAAUAAGCCACUAUGGCUGGACGUUCAUUGAACGUAAUCCAUGCUGCUCCUGAUGGGGUGGCUCACUGUGGCUUGUUCCCACCUGUCCUUGUUUGCAUCUAGUCUUUCCAUCAGCUCUGGCACAUAUUGCAGGUGCUUUGCAGCAGAACAUGCUGCCUUGCUUCCUGUCAGUACAUGUUCAGGAAUUGGUUUACUUGGAGUUGCUGGCUGCUGAAGGAAAAUUCUACAUCGGAUCAUCAAAUUGAAUUAAUUUUCAGAGCCUUUCUCAACGCUUUUUUGUGGGGAAUGCCAUGCAGUGUAGCCAUGCUGAUACCACAAACGUGUCCUAGGCAGUUUCAGCUUCCAUGUCAGAGCUUGUCUUUUUAAUGGUCGCUUCACUUUCCACUUAGUACCUGCUGCCACAGCACAUCCCUCCAGCUUCUUCUGGCUGUUUAUUCCCUUUCCUGCUUUUCUCCCUCUAUUGCUACCUGUCACAGCUUGCUACUUGCAAUUUUUAGGGACUCGAGGCAAAAGACAUUGAUGGGGAGGAUGGUUGAUGUCAUGAGCAAGAUUGUCAGGAGUGGCAGGGUGUUUUCUGGGCGGCACAUAAGAAAAUGGUUCUGCUGGAUUCAGACGAUGUGACAAACCUGUAACAAAGCCAUGGCUUCUGAGGGUGGCAUGCACAUGAAGAACAAGCCACUCUGCAGAAGUCAUGCUGUGCUCACUGAUCUACCAUGGCAGAUCGUUAUGCUGUGUGAACCAGAACAUAGAAUACAAUAGUCAGAGUUGGGCUGAUCCUCAAGCAGAGUGAAGUAUUUCCCUGAGACACCAGAUUGUUGAUUGUAUGAAAGGGGAGCCAAGUUGUUAGCAGUUUGUUGUCUUUUUACUGUUAAGGGUGCUUUUUGCUGCUCACCUUGGGACUGCUUCCACCCCUCCAGUGAACAGUGUGCUGUUGGGAUAGCAUGCGGUCUUUCCACCCCUCCCAUGUUACAAGUCUUUUCCGUUAUCCGAGGACAUUGUGAUUAAAACCAACAGUUAUAAACCA
Messenger RNA from Varanus komodoensis (Komodo dragon), 3086 nucleotides. RefSeq names its product zinc finger CCHC-type containing 17 (gene ZCCHC17). The transcript has 7 exons. Gene Ontology annotation, biological process: RNA stabilization. The record is from RefSeq and is a predicted model, not a curated record. Gene Ontology annotation, molecular function: zinc ion binding; RNA binding. Bases 178 to 885 code for a protein of 235 amino acids. NCBI's taxonomy places the organism in Eukaryota, Metazoa, Chordata, Lepidosauria, Squamata, Varanidae.